Molecule: messenger RNA, 1559 nt
Organism: Myodes glareolus (Bank vole)
Lineage: Eukaryota; Metazoa; Chordata; Mammalia; Rodentia; Cricetidae
Source: RefSeq, a predicted model, not a curated record
CGGCCCUCGCUCUACCUUCUCCCAUCAUGAGCCAAGGAAGUUCUGGGGCCUGGGCCCCCCUCGAUCCCACCUCCGGGCCCUCGGCGCCCCCAAACCCAUUCGUUCGCCUCCGGAGGGUUAAGUUCUGUCUCCUGGGGGUACUGCUGGCCCCAAUCCAAGCGCUUCUAGUUUUUAUUGUUCUUCUCUGGCCCUUUGCAUGGCUCCAAAUUACGGGUCUCACUGAAGAGCAGCUUCAGGAAUCAAUUACUGGAUGGAGGAAGACUGCAUGCCACAACGGGGUUCUUGGUCUGAGCCGCCUGCUCUUUUUCCUGCUUUGCUUCAUCCAGAUCCGUGUUCGGUGACAGAGGGCCUCUCUUCUGGAAGCCCCUGUACUGGUCGCUGCCCCCCACUCAACUUUCUUUGACCCAAUUGUUCUACUCCCCUGUGACCUGCCCAAACUUGUGUCUCCAACUGAGAAUCUUUCUGUGCCUGUCAUUGGAGCCCUUCUGCGAUUCAAUCAAGCCAUCCUAGUAUUCUGGCGUGACCCAGCUUCUCACUGCCCAGUGGUUGAGGAGGUCCGAAGGCAGGCUACCUCGGGAGGCAAGUGACCUCAGGUACUAUUUUUCCCCGAAGGCACCUGUUCUAACAAGAAGGCUUUGCUGAAGUUCAAACCCAGAGCCUUCAUCGCAGGGGUGCCUGUGCAGCCUGUCCUCACCUGAUACCCCAAAGGUCUGGACACCACCAACUGGGCACGAAGGGGUCCUGGCGUACUCAAAGUUCUCUGCUCACAGCCCUGCACCAUCGUGGAAGUAGAGUUCUUGCCAGUGUAUCAGCCCAGACCUCAGGAGAGUAAGGACCCCACCCUUUAUGCCAACAAUGUGCAGAGAGUCAUGGCACAGGCCCUGGGCAUUCCAGUCACUGAAUGUGAGUUUGUGGGGAGCUUGCCUGUGAUUGUGGUGGACCAACUGAAGGCAGCAUUGAAGCCACAGCUCUGGGAACUGGAAAAGGUGCUACAGAAGGCUGAGCUGUCCCCUGGUUGUGUGGACAUGGGGGCAGAGCCAGCAGAGUCGUUUGCCCAGCAGCUACAGCUCUCUGAUCCUCAGACAGUGGGUGGUGCCUUCAGCUACUUCCAGCAGGAUGCCAAGGGUUUGGUUGACUUCCAAAAUGUAGCCCUUGCACUAGCAGCCCUGGAUGGAGGCAGGACCCUGGAGGAGCUGAUUCACUUGGCCUUUGAGCUCUUUGCUGAAGAACAAGCAGAAGGACCUGGCCGCCUGCUAUACAGAGACUGCUUCAGCACCAUCUUAUUGCUGGGUUCACCCCGCCCUGCUGCCACGACUUUGCAUGCUGAGUUAUGCCAGCCUGGAGGCAGCCAAGGCCUCUCCCCUUCCCAGAACUUCUCCCUCCAUGACCCUCUGUAUGGAAAGCUUUUCAGUUACCUACCUACGCCCCCGCCCCCCCGCCCCCCGCCCAAGCCUCGAAGCACCUCCCAGAUAUCAAAUGCCUCAUCCCCAAGCAGCCCCCCUGCCCUGGCCAACGGGACUGUGCGAGUCCCCAAGCUUCAGCCCCAUCUCUGUUCCUGA